Centruroides sculpturatus (bark scorpion) is the source of this 924-nucleotide messenger RNA. RefSeq lists its product as uncharacterized. Gene Ontology annotation, molecular function: catalytic activity. The coding region runs from base 1 to 924 and encodes 307 amino acids. Lineage: Eukaryota; Metazoa; Arthropoda; Arachnida; Scorpiones; Buthidae. The record is from RefSeq and is a predicted model, not a curated record. The transcript has a single exon.
AUGGGUACGAAUAAUCAACAAACGAAUCUCAAGCUGUUACAGAUUAAUCUGCAACGUUCGAAGGCUGCCUCUACCGAAGCGAUGCACAUGGUUAACACCCAUGGCACAGACAUUCUCGUUGUGCAAGAACCUUAUUGUUACAAUAGGGAAAUUGCCCUAUUCGGUAAACUCAAUAUUUUCAAGUACUCGGACCCUAAUGAUAACCCUCUGACCGGCAUUAUUAUGGUCAACAGAAAUAUCAACGCCCAUCAGCUAACCCAGCACACAAGCAAGUACCACACCACAAUAAUUACCAAAAUGGACACGACUGCCAUUGCAAUCAUCUCAUUUUACUGCCCACCCUCCGAAGAUAUUACACACCCCCUGGAAAUGCUUCAAGACACUAUUGAGCAACUUAGUGGGAUACCGGUUAUGGUCGCUGGCGACUUCAAUGCCAAGUCUCAGGUCUGGCAUAGCCCAGUGGAGGACCCGAGAGGGUACAAGGUUAUGGAGAUGGUUAAUAGUUUGGACCUUCGGUCCAUGAAUACCAGCACCCUCGCUACCUACUCGUCUUCAACUGGGGAAAGCUGGGUCGACAUCUGCCUGGCAAACCGUCAUCUCAUCCCCUACGGGGUAAUGUGCACCACUCUCAACGUGCAAUCUGCCAGCGAUCAUCGGUACAUCGAGACCAUACUCAGGGCCGUUAGGGUGGACAAACAACUUUGUACCCGACAUAAGACCAACUGGAAGCUCUUUCAGGAUCAAAUCCGUUCAAAUUGGCUAUAUGGCCCGAUAAUGGACAUGGACAAAACCACACUUGAAGACGCUAUCGACAAGCUGCAAAAACUCAUCCUCGCGGCUUACCAUAACAACACUAAGGUCCACACGUCCAGGCAAUCCGCCCCAUGGUGGAACAGUCAGCUGACCACCAAAGAAAGGCCUUGA